AUGUAUAUUCCUUACCCUUUACCUCGUUCAAAUUUGGUCGAAGAAGAUUCAGAAAUCAGUGCCAAAAACCAACCCGAGUCCCAAUUACCAAAAAGGAAAAAGCAAAAGGCAAUGCCUUUUUCUCAGCUCCUUACCAAUGAAGCAUUGUUAAAAUCAUUAAGAGACACAGAAGAAGCCACUAAAAAAAAAGCCAAUGAGAUAAAAUGUAAAAAAAAAACUACAGCUCAAAAACAACUAGAACAGGAAACUAAAAAGGCACAAAGGGAAGAAGCAAAAAAAAAAAGUUAA
Dentiscutata heterogama is the source of this 288-nucleotide messenger RNA. Lineage: Eukaryota; Fungi; Glomeromycota; Glomeromycetes; Diversisporales; Gigasporaceae. The record is from the annotation of a GenBank genome assembly.